AUGUUUGGUGCUAUUCAGUUGGGGUUAUUUGCAGCGUGUGUUGUGUUGUUUGUUCCAAUGGGUAUGGCAGGUUGGCACUUGAGUCGCAACAAAGUUCUCUUUUUUAGUGGUGCACUUUUCAUUACUCUUGCAGUUGGUGUUCAUCUAACUCCUUAUUUUCCUUCUGUUUCUGAUUUCAUUACAUCUGCUAAAUCGUCUUCUGUUGAUGAUGUUGUUGUUGUUAAAGAUCGUGAUUCGUGUGUUUCUUUGCUUCAUGAAAUUGCUUGGGAGGUUCUGCCAAGUAAGGUUUUUGACCCUUUUUUGAAUAACAAUUCCUUGAACUAUGACAAAUUUUGGUCUUGGAGUAGAAUGAAUUCUGUUGAAUCAUGUGAGUUUCAGAGGCUAAAGAGAAAUGAUGUUUUGGAUUUGCUUAAUGGGUCUUGGGUUAUGGUUGCAGGGGAUUCACAAGCUAGAAUCUUUACACUUUCUUUGUUGAGUUUGGUUUUGGAUUCGAAGAGGGUCGAAUCGGCCAAGAGUUUUUUGUUUAAAAGGCAUAGUGAUUAUCACAUUGUUGUUGAUGAGAUGGGUUUGAAAUUGGAUUUUAUUUGGGCACCUUAUCCUAAUAAUUUGACUAAUGUAGUUAUGGAGUUUAAGCAGAAACAUUUGUAUCCUGAUGUUUUGGUGAUGGGUUCUGGUUUAUGGCACAUGCUACACGUUAUAAAUGCGUCUGAUUACGGUGUCUUGUUGAGGUUGUUAAGGAAUUCCGUGACAUCUAUGUUGCCUGUUUCGCCCAAAUUUGGCAAUGAUGCACCUGCGAUUGGUUCUGUAUCGUCAGCUAGAUCCCCGCAUUUGUUUUGGUUAGGCAUGCCGACUUUGAUAAACUCUAUGUUGAAUACACAAAAGAAGAGGGAGAGGAUGAGUGAUGAAAUGCAAGGUGAGUAUGAGAGGGAGGUGCGUAAAAGUAGUAUAUUGAGGGAGUUUGGUGGUCCAUUUCAACUACUUGAUAUAGGAUCAUUGAGUUUGAAUUGUGGAAUCAAAUGUACAGAUGAUGGAAUGCAUUAUGAUGACGCUGUUUAUGAAGCUGAACUUCAUGUUAUGUUCAAUGCAUUGCUUAUAGAAUCUCAUCAAAAGCUCUAA
Messenger RNA from Lathyrus sativus (Indian pea), 1116 nucleotides. The record is from the annotation of a GenBank genome assembly. NCBI's taxonomy places the organism in Eukaryota, Viridiplantae, Streptophyta, Magnoliopsida, Fabales, Fabaceae.